Molecule: messenger RNA, 381 nt
Organism: Populus trichocarpa (black cottonwood)
Lineage: Eukaryota; Viridiplantae; Streptophyta; Magnoliopsida; Malpighiales; Salicaceae
Product: GDSL esterase/lipase 1
Exons: 3
Coding region: 1-381 (126 amino acids)
Source: RefSeq, a predicted model, not a curated record
AUGAAUGGAGUGAACUUUGCAUCUGCAGGAACUGGUGCCCUUGUGGAAACUCAUCAAGGAAAAGUGAUAGACCUUAAAACACAAUUACGUUAUUUUAAGGAAGUGGAGAAGCUACCAAGGCAGAAAUUAAGCGAUGAAGUAGCUAAGACAUUGGUGUCCUCUGCUCUUUACUUGUUCAGCAUUGGAAGCAAUGACUACUUUGUACCUUUCAUUACAAACCCCACUGCGCUUCAAUCCUACAACAGAAACGAGUACAUCAGGAUGGUUAUCGGCAACCUGACAUCUGCAGAUGAGGUUCAUAAUCAAUUUGCAAAGUUGUUGUGGAGUGGAAAUCCUGAUGUUGGAGGGCCUUACAGUGUCAAAACACUGUUUGAGGAAUAG